Molecule: messenger RNA, 7610 nt
Organism: Salvelinus fontinalis (brook trout)
Lineage: Eukaryota; Metazoa; Chordata; Actinopteri; Salmoniformes; Salmonidae
Product: leucine-rich repeat-containing protein 4C-like
Exons: 4
Coding region: 2191-4128 (645 amino acids)
Biological process (GO): modulation of chemical synaptic transmission; regulation of axonogenesis; synaptic membrane adhesion
Cellular component (GO): plasma membrane; glutamatergic synapse; postsynaptic density membrane
Molecular function (GO): cell-cell adhesion mediator activity
Source: RefSeq, a predicted model, not a curated record
AUUCCCAAGUCUUACAUGUACUGGAGCACAAACGCGCUUACACGCACCCAUAUUACCCCCAGACGCAUCGCUCCUUAUGACAUCAACUGAUAAUGCAAUUGACCAAUCAUUGGGUAGAUGAUGGCAGGAAACGUGAUAAUUAUAUUUCACCCAUCAAAGUAAGAUCGGGUGCGUGGGGAAAAAAAUAGGGGGACGCCACACAUGAAUGCGCUUUUAAGAAGAUAUGUUGAGCCAGUCUAGAGGGAGUAUUUCUGGCAUUAACUGCAGCAUCCGCGUCUCUGAUAGCAGCAUCAAUUCACCAGCACUGACUGGCGGAAUACUGAUGGUCUUGUUCUGAGUUAAGGACGAAGCCAGUCCGGUGUGGGUGUGAGGCUGUCAUCUCGCUGCAAAUUAAGAAAAAAAUACUUCCCAGCACUGCCCACUGUCUAGUGUCUAGCUCAGAACUUGAGCAUGCAUAUGAUUUAUAUGAGAGUUCACAAAUGCAUUGCGUAUUUGAAGUUGGAAUUUGGUGGAUGUAAACGUAUUCUUAGCCUGGUGAUUUGUGGUCACUAUUGCCCAUCAUCUUAAACGCGCAUUUUGAGUUGCUGAGGAGCGCGCGCCGAGGAUCAUCACCAGGUGGAUAUUCGUUCCCUCUUGUGAGAUAUCAGUGAAUUGGCUGUACUGGGGAGUCUCUGAGAUGUGUAUAGAGCCAGAGCGCAGAGAGAGGAGUCGAUGAUUGCUGUGGAUGAAAACUGACAGGUGUAGCUUGUGGAACAAACGGCUCUCGAUAUGCGAUGAGAAGUCGGGACACGAAACCUUUGGAACUAUAAGAAUACUAUAGCGUAUGCUAUGUAAUUUUGCAUUUGAUUGAAGAGUCACAGAUCAAGGAAGGAUGUUUUCGUGGUGAACAAGGCUUUAACACAUCUAUGUGGUCUUUAUAGGCUCCUUCUAUAAGAAGACCUGCUGGAUGUCCCACCUGACGCGCAGUAGUAGUUCCUACAUCAAACAUACAGUAGCCUAUGAAAAUCGAUAGAGGAAUCUAUCAGAAGACAAAGAUAAACCUGACGACUGUAUCUUUCUUCGACUCCUCCACCUGACGAAUUCAUAUGCUAGCAUCUCCGAGAUCCAAUCCAACGACAAUCAAUACGGAGGCAAAGAGAAAUAAGAAUAUUGAAACCCGCACUGGGUUGUGCGUUGAAAUCUAAUCAGAUUCCUGGGGGGUUGCAGAGUAGCAAGGGACUGAAGAGGGACAAAAAAGUUCUAGCUAAAAGUGUGACACCGGAAUGACAACCAUCAGCCACUUCAUGUUUGCUCAAUAUGUGGAUGAGCCGUAGAUUAUGACGAGGUUUCAGGAUGGUAUCAAUCUGCGGGUCCACGGCUGCGUGAGACUGUGUCGUUAGUAGUCUGGCUCUGAAGAGGUUGGUUGUUUGUUUUAUUGAAAAUUAAAACAUGAAGGAUGGAUCUGGGAAGAGUUCAGAUUUCUCAUAAAUUCCUCACUGGUAAACGAAAUGGCACCGGACUGUGACACAUAUAGCAUUGUUGCCUUGUUAACCGCACAGCGGGUAUCGCUCUGCAUUUAACCAUUAGUUUCAACGGUGGCACUUGUGGGUGCCUUCGUAUAUUUGCAUCUUGAUACAUUUGAAUGGGGGAUGGAUAAAUUGACUCUAUCGUCGUUGUGCAAGUCCUAACAAUCAACCGAUUGAUACUAAUUGAUGGAUUAAACGCUACAUCGUUUACAAUGUGGGGACCGGAUAAACUGUGUGAAAGUAUCACCACGGAGUCUGACAAAUUGCUUGAGAAUUGCGGAUGUAGCCUAUUUUCGAUGCAGUUUUCGAGGGCAAGGAGCUGAAGAGGGAACUGUCGUUGUUUGAAUCAGAUCUGCUAACAUCAGCAUCUUUGGUGACAAGGUGAGCCAGCAGCCGAAAACGAGCAAACUUGAGGAUGGGGAGAAACCAGAGGGAUUGCGAAUGAGUUGGCAGCUUAUGCCUCCCCAUACCAUAACCACAUGGCCACCAUGGAGCAAUCUGUUCAUACCGUUGACAUCAGCAAACCGCUCGCAAUGCCAUAGACUCUGUCUGCCAUCUGCCCGGUACAGUUGAAAAUGGGAUUCAUCCGUGAAGAGCAAACUUCUACAGCGAACCAUUGACCAUCGAAGCCAACUCCAACACCGCCUCUUCCCAAAAAGUGGACGACCCAGCCAAUGAAUUAUGAAUGUUGAACAAGAUGACCUCUUCUCGGCAGCAGCAGACGAUGAGAGGUCCUAGGUGGAACCGGGCCCUGUCCGACCCUUUGUUUUUGCUGCUCCUAGCCCUCCAGCUCCUGGCGGUGGCGGGCCUGGUGCGUGCUCAGACCUGCCCCUCUGUCUGCUCCUGCAGCAACCAGUUCAGCAAGGUGAUCUGCACGCGGCGGGGGCUCCGUGAGGUCCCCGACGGCAUCUCCACCAACACACGCUACCUGAACCUGCAGGAGAACCUCAUCCAGGUGAUCAAGGUGGACAGCUUCAAGCACCUUCGGCACCUGGAGAUCCUGCAGCUGAGCAAAAACCACAUCCGAAACAUUGAGAUUGGGGCCUUCAACGGCCUGGCCAGUCUCAACACCCUGGAGUUGUUUGACAACCGCCUCACCACAAUCCCCAAUGGGGCCUUUGAGUACCUCUCCAAGCUCAAGGAGCUGUGGCUGAGGAACAACCCCAUCGAGAGCAUUCCCUCGUAUGCGUUCAACAGGGUGCCCUCGCUACGGAGGCUGGAUUUAGGGGAACUCAAACGCCUCUCGUAUAUCUCAGAGGGGGCUUUCGAGGGCCUCGGCAACCUGCGCUACCUGAACCUGGGCAUGUGCAAUCUGAAAGAGAUCCCCAACCUCAUCCCACUGGUCAAGCUGGACGAGCUAGAGAUGUCAGGGAACCAGCUGACGGUCAUCAGACCUGGGUCCUUCAAAGGGUUGAUCCACCUGCAGAAGCUGUGGAUGAUGCAUGCCCAGAUCAAAACCAUUGAAAGGAACUCCUUUGAUGACCUGCAGUCGCUGGUGGAGCUCAACCUGGCCCACAACAACCUCACCCUGCUGCCCCACGAUCUCUUCACCCCCCUGCACCACCUGGAGAGAGUCCACCUCCAUCACAACCCCUGGAACUGCAACUGUGACAUCCUGUGGCUCAGCUGGUGGCUCAAAGAGAUGGUGCCGGCCAACACCAGCUGCUGCGCCCGCUGCAGUUCCCCAGCCAGCCACAAGGGACGCUACAUAGGUGAGCUGGACCAGAACUAUUUCCACUGUUACGCACCUGUUAUUGUGGAGCCACCAGCGGACCUGAACGUGACGGAGGGUAUGGCUGCAGAGCUGAAGUGCAGGGCCAGCUCUCUGACCUCAGUCAGUUGGAUUACGCCCAAUGGCUCCAUCAUGACCCACGGUGCGUACAAGAUCCGCAUUUCUGUGCUCAACGAUGGUACGCUCAACUUCACCAAUGUCACCAUGCAGGACACGGGAACCUACACCUGCAUGGUAAGCAACUCAGCAGGCAAUACCACAGCAUCUGCCACUCUAAACGUGUCUUCCACAGAGAACGUCCUCAGCUACUUUACCACAGUAACAGUGGAGACCAUCGAGCCAGUGCACGACGAGGGGCGCUCCACCGUGUGGCAGAAGGUGGGCCCCACCCCCUCAGCCGGAUCCUGGGAGACUGUGUCGUCCACCUCCACCACCACCACAACGGCCCGGACGCCCCUCUCCACCCGGGCCACAGAGAAGACCUUUACCAUCCCUGUCACGGACCUGAGCGACAGCUCCAUGACCGGCCUGGAUGAGGUGAUGAAGACCACCAAAAUCAUCAUCGGCUGCUUCGUGGCCAUCACACUCAUGGCCGCCGUUAUGCUAAUCAUCUUCUACAAGAUGAGGAAGCAGCACCACCAGCAGAACCACCAUGCGCCACAGCGCACCAUCGAGAUCAUCAACGUAGACGAGGACUGUGUGACAGGCGGGCCGGCCAUGGAGGGCCACCUAACUCUGCCCCCGCUGGAGCACGAGCACCUGAACCACUACAACACCUAUAAGUCUGCGUACAACCACGUCUCCACUAUCAACUCCAUACACAGCUCGGCGCACGAACCUUUGUUAAUCCGGGCCAGUUCGAAAGACAAUGUACAAGAGACCCAGAUCUAACAAUUUUUUCAUAAUGAGACAAACUGAUGAAAUUACAAAAGGGACAUUAGUUAUGAGGACUAUGGAUUUGAAGUGGAGGACUUGACUGACUGUGUGUCCAGCGAAUCAGUGGUUGAUGAUGUUUAUUCAAUGGCUUUGGAAACUAGGGUAUGUCUAAUGUUUCAAAAAAUGUCUUUACAAAAAAGAACUUAUUUAUUUAAGAAAAAAUCUAUUGUGGCUAAAUCAAGAAAAAACUGUAUUCUGCAAAUAUUUUUUCAGAACUUAUUUCAUCAGAUGUUUAGUUUUCUUCAUUUGAGGGAGGAUGGUUUACUAAUAUGCUUACAAACUCUAUGUGAAUCUCAAGCUAACCAUAGAUCCUCAAGACAAGAUAGCUCAUGUUCUGGUUUCCCCCAAUCUGUAAGUGAUGGCAAGUUGGCAACCUGUUUUACUCAACAUACUUAGAUAAAUUCUAGAUCACAUCAGAGAUUUCCUCCUGCCACAAACUAAUUGAUUAAAUAUUUUGUGACAAUCUGUUCAUUUAGAUGGAUUUUAAACGUUAUCUGAAUGAAUGCUGGGACUGUCAGCGAUGAAAUCUGAUAACACAAUAUUUCAUUAAAUCUGCCACUCAAAUGUAUUAGAUACAGAUGUACCCUUGGCUUUGCCAUCAAUAGAUUAGGGACGUUAAACGAGAGAAGUGUGUUCCAAACUAUACCAUGGCCAACUGUUAGCAACAAGUGAUUCAUAGUUGUCCCACUGUGUUUAUUACGCCAGAAAAUCACGAGUCUCAUUUACACGUUGUGUAUUCAUACCAUUUGUGAUUCCUUCUCUAUUCCACUUGCUCUGAUCCAUCAUAACUUUGUGAGUCAUGGAGAUCGCAUUGGUAAAUACUGUCAGGCAUAUGAGAGCUCCCCGAAUGUCAUACCGCCAAUUCCCAUCCCACACCAGCUGUUAUGAUGGUUUACCAUAUAAACACAGAUAUGGGUGCUGUUCCAGAUAAUUUUACCUGCAAUCUCAUUGCAAAUCUCUGAAAAUUGUUAUAUGAUAUUAAUGUGGUUCCUGACACAAAUACUUUUACAGGUGUUAAGAGAUAUACUGAUUUGUGUGACUUGAUUUAAAAAACAGAGCCCUGGAACACCACCAAGGAUACUGAUGACUCUCCUUUAUUAACUCUCAAUGACCCCUGACUUCAACCAGGGCAGCAAGGAGCAGACUGGUGAGUGGGAACGGGGGCUAAGGACACCGAACACAGCUGUCCUAGAACAUUGCCUAUCGUCUAUUGUCUGUUCAAACAUUGGGCACAUAGGCACGACAGGCCCAGAUUCACACCGUGCCCCUGCCAAGCGCAGGACGAGGCCUAGAGGACAGAGUGCCAUGGUUCAUGCAGAGAGAGAGGGUUUAGGGAUGAGGUGUGUGGCUCCGAGCAGAUGUUCAGGUCACACCUGCAUCCCUCUGCCUCGACCAUGGCACCAUUUCUAUUUUAAAUCGACAUACCCUCGGGGAUUUGGGUGGACAGUGCUUCACAGGCACCCGCUACCUGGAAAAAACGUUCAUAAUGUCCCACAGUAUAAAAUGGUGCCAUAAAUAAAGAGGCCAAGCAAAUACCCUCCACAUUCAAGGCUUAGCCACAUACCCCAGGAGUCUUUUUAUAGAUUGUGCAUCAAUCUAAGUUACAAAACAAAACAAAUCCCAAUCAAAAUCCAUCAGUUUAAGCUAGAGAUAUCAGUUUUUUGUGUCUGAAGCGUCCGAACGGUUUGACUAAUUUAACCACUCUAUGGAAAGUGGAUACCCCAACAAAUGUCACGGGACUCAUCUGAAGGUAACCGGUUUAAAAAAGAAAUUGAAGUAAUAAGGUAGUUUUGUGCCUACCCAAAAAAGGGGUUCAAUAUGUGUAAAAACAAAUAUAUAUAUACAGUACAUAUAUUUCCUGAGUUAAAAAAAAUAUCAACUAGAUUUAGGACAUACACUUUAUUUUUUGACUGUCCUUUUUACCAUUUAUGAAUGUGUUAUUCAAUGCGUUUCUAUAGGCUUAGUGGUAAAGGCCAAAAUCAAUAUUUUAUCAAAUCGUGCUUUUAUAUAUUUUUUUGCUACCUAAAGUGGUCCUAAAAUUCUAAAUCAAAUAGCUAAAUGCUCCAUAGUAUGACCAUCUUAAAACAAUUCAAUUUGUCAGCUUAGCACCCCCCCUGCUUUUCUUUUUGGUCUCCACUCCCUCCAUAAUGUCAAACAUCUAAGAAAGGUUAUGCAACAGUCCUUUUUCCUUUUCGGGUCCAUUUUGUUUCUGAGAAAUAAAUGAUUGUGUUCUAUUUGAAAUUCUCCAGAAGAAUGAGGGUACACAGAUGUCAUCUAGUUAUUUUCUGGGAGGAAGCACUAUUAAUGAUAUGAUGUCAAAUACAGGAGUGGGCUGAUUCAGUCACCAUGGAAACCAUGACCUUAAGCAGAAAGGCAUGCGCUAUCAGAGCUCCCAUUGGCUAGCUAGAUGCUUUAACAUUAUUCAGAGUCAAUUGAAAAUGGUAUGUCCGUGGAUAGUGUUAAUUAAAAUGCACCUCAACUAUGAAACAAUAUGCUUACAGUGAUGCAGUAGCAUUUCAUCCCCUUGCACUUGACCAGUGUUUAGUAUUAAACAGCAGGGUAUGGAGGUUUUCACAGAUUAUAAUGAUAUGUAGCGUCUCCCGUGUUACUUUUCCACUUAAACCCAGACAGUAAAGGAUGCAAAAUCGAAUCGAAGAAUAGACAAAUGCUGCAAUCAGUUUUAAAAGUCACUUCUACUGUAUACUUGGACAGAAAGACUAAAUCCUCAAAGAUGAAUGAAUAACUUAUUUUAAUGUCAUGUGGCAUGUUUUGACCUAAUUAUAAUUCAGGUAACUCCAUCUUACAUGAGCUUCUUCAACACAGUUUUAGUCAACAUGAAACAAACAUGUUCAUCAGUGUGGCAUCCCUGCCAAUACAAUAACUAAAGAUGUUUACAUGGAGUUUAGCACAGACGUAAACCAUCUCUGUUGUGUGAGUCAUUGACUAUGUGUUUGGGGUGAUCAUGGUGGGAUCUGGAUCUCAAAUUUUUAAGUAAGAGAGUUUGUCCAUCAUCCCUUCUCUUUCCUUUGGUUGGUAAAUCAUUUGGACAUUUUUAUGGUGCAUUUAUUGCAAUUUAGUAAAUCUAUCUAAUUCUUUAUGUAUUGUAUCUCAAUGUUUUGGUUGGGGGGAGGGACAAGAUGCUUUUAGUUCAACAUUAUUUUCUCUGAGAGGAAAUACUGUUCUAGUGGUAGAUUUCUAAAAAAAAACAUUUUUAAAUUAAAAAUUAAAAAUAAAAACGUUUUAAAUUUAAAUUUUACAUGUGCCAACAACCUGUUUAUUAAAGUGAAAAAUAGAAACAUGCUGUAAAAUAGUAAGACAUUGAUUUUCAUGUUAGCAUACUUCAUGACCUUAAAAAAAUAUAUGAAGAUCGAUGAUAGACCAGGAGUUUGUAGUUCAUACAUAAAAAUACGUUACAAAUAAACUAUUGUUCUUUUUUA